This is a messenger RNA of Mucor mucedo, 525 nucleotides long. RefSeq lists its product as uncharacterized. The coding region runs from base 1 to 525 and encodes 174 amino acids. Lineage: Eukaryota; Fungi; Mucoromycota; Mucoromycetes; Mucorales; Mucoraceae. The record is from RefSeq and is a predicted model, not a curated record. The transcript has 4 exons.
AUGAGUAAAAUAAUAGAUGAGGAUUUUUAUUUAGGAGAGGUCUUAUGGAUGCCUAUUUAUAGUGAUGGACGUAUAAUCCACUCACUGAAAUUAAAGAAAUUGGGGAAAUUUAUAGAAGAGAUUGAGGCGUCAAAUACGACAGCACCUUUUUGUUUCACACAAAGAUCUUUCUUUGAAUGCUUUGACUUCAGAAAAUUGAAAAUAAACAGUCUGGCUGAAUUACAAUCACUGCAUGAGAAGGGUCAGAUGUUUUUGAACAGCUUUUAUACUGAUGGUUAUACAUGUAGAGUUUCUUUUUGUAGAAAAGAAAAACCUGUUUCAUCUUUGGAAAAUGUCACUCUGACCUUAAAUAGCUUCAAUAGCGAAGAGUUCAAACAAUUUUUCAGGCCAUGUACAGUCAAUAUGAAUAGGAAGGAUGCUUUUACAUUAUACCAUGGGGAAAAUGAUUCACUUUUUAUGAUUUCCAAACUGCUAGAAUACGGUGGUCCAACUAUAUCCGGAACCAAAAGGCUAUCAAUAUUUUGA